Messenger RNA from Camellia sinensis, 846 nucleotides. The record is from RefSeq and is a predicted model, not a curated record. NCBI's taxonomy places the organism in Eukaryota, Viridiplantae, Streptophyta, Magnoliopsida, Ericales, Theaceae.
AUGAAAAAUGCUAUAGAGGUUGUUUUUCCUAAUGCACGACAUCGGUGGUGUUUGUGGCAUAUCAUGAAAAAGCUACCUGAGAAAUUGAGAGGUUACAAUCAAUAUGAAAGAAUCAAGUUUUCAAUGAAAAAUGUUGUUUAUGAUUCCUUAACUAUAGGAGAAUUUGAAGAAAGUUGGGGCAAAUUCAUUGAAAAGUAUAAACUUCAAAGCAAUAAAUGGUUAUUUAGCUUGUAUGAUGAAAGGCAUCGUUGGGUGCCUGCCUUUGUGAAAGAUACUUUUUGGGCAGGAAUGUCAACCACGCAGCGUAGUGAAAGCAAGCAUGCAUUUUUUGAUGGGUAUGUUAAUUCCAAGACCACAUUGAAACAAUUUGUAGAACAAUAUGAAUAUGCUUUGGCAAAAAAGGUAGAAAAUGAGAACAAUAAAGAAUUUAAUUCUUUCAACUCUUGCAUCCCAUGUAUGGUUGGUUAUGAAAUGGAGAAGCAAUUUCAAAGUGCUUAUACAACGGCAAAAUUUAAAGAGUUCCAGCAAGAGCUAAUGAGGAAGAUUCCUUGUGAUUUAUCUUCAUAUAAGAAAGAUGCUUACAUUUCAAAAUAUGAAGUGGAUGAAGAUAUAUUAUUUGGAGAAAGUCGUCGUCGUGUAUCUUUUAAUGUGUGCUUUGAUGAAGAUACUAAUGAGGUUUAUUGUAAUUGUCGGUUAUUUGAAUAUAGGGGAAUAUUGUGUAGGCAUCAAAUUGUGGUGUUCAUUCACAGGAAGGUUGAUCAAAUACCGGAUAAGUACAUUUUGAAAGGAUGGUCCAAAAAUGUUAAAAGGAGCCAUACAAAAGUACGAAUCAGUUAUGACAACUGA